AUGGAUGAUCCCUUUAUCUUUAUAAGGAAGAUUUUCAUAGAUUAUGGCUACAGCAGGUUUUUCAAUUAUUACAAUCGCCUUGUUUUCGUUUUCCAUACUUGUAGUUUAUUGCUAGAAGGUUACUACAUGGUUAAAAAUUUCAGCUUAGAUUUUUUCACACAAUACGGAGGUGUAACUACCUUAAUGUUUUAUUAUUUAAUUACCCAAUUUUUCACAAUUAUAAAACAGGAUUUGGUUCAGCAAAUGAUGGAAGAAAGUGAAUUAUUUUUUUGGAAUAUGAAUUUUGUUCCUUUCAAUAAACAAAAGCAAAUUUUGAAAGAAAUGACACAAAAUAAGCGACGAAUUAAUUUUUUUUGGAUCUGGGUUUUAUUUUUUGGUAUUGUGAUGCUACCUGUGUGGGGCGACUUCAACGAAGCACAUUUAUUUCCACAAAUUUAUCAGACAUAUUUGGGAAAUUGGUCUACAAUUUUUUAUUAUUUUCAUAUUUCUAGUUUCCCAUUUACAAUCUACACAGGAAUUCGAAUAGCUGCUAUUUCAUUAUAUUUAAUUUUGGCGACUCAUUUCCAAAUGGUGUUACUUAAGCAAAAAAUUUUACAAAUAUCGCAAGAUUAUGGCUUAACAAAUCAAGACAAAAUUUUUGAAAAUUUGUGCGUCUGCGUUUCUCAACACAUAGCUCUGAAAAAAUUUAUCCAAAAAUGGGUCCAAAUAUUGCAAAAAGCGAUGCCUGUGUAUAUUUGUUUGGCUAUAUUGUGCCUCAUUACUGUUAUGUAUGUUAUUUUAAAUAAUUUUAAUAUAAAUACAAGCAACCAUCUUAAAGCACGUUUUCUUGUUGCUGGAAUUUACGGUUGUGUUAUUUUGUACACAUUUAGCGAAGCUGGUCAACACCUAGUCGAAAUCACUGAUAAAGUUUUUAAUACUUUAAUUCAGUGCCCUUGGUACAACUGGAAUAUUAAAAAUAGAAAAACACUUAUGAUGUUCAUGUUGGAGUCUCUACAACCCUUGCAAAUUUCGUGGGCUGGUGUCACAAUAGACUACACAUUCGGAAGCUCUGUGAUUAAAACUUGUUGCUCUUACGCUUUGGUCUUUUACAAAUUGCGAAACGGCAAAUAA
Tribolium madens (black flour beetle) is the source of this 1110-nucleotide messenger RNA. Its product is annotated as odorant receptor 43a-like. Gene Ontology annotation, molecular function: olfactory receptor activity; odorant binding. The coding region runs from base 1 to 1110 and encodes 369 amino acids. Gene Ontology annotation, biological process: sensory perception of smell; detection of chemical stimulus involved in sensory perception of smell. The record is from RefSeq and is a predicted model, not a curated record. The transcript is spliced from 7 exons. Gene Ontology annotation, cellular component: plasma membrane. NCBI's taxonomy places the organism in Eukaryota, Metazoa, Arthropoda, Insecta, Coleoptera, Tenebrionidae.